ACCAGGCUGCUGAUUACCAAGAUGGACUAUGCCAAGAAGUCACUAGGCCUGCUGUCCCCAAGCUCCCUCUCCAGGUGUGUUUCUGUCAGUGCCUCCAUGACCCAGCAGCUGCUGUCCAGUCCUGUCCCCAAGGCCCGGCCCUAUCGCAUCUGCAACUGGGACCGUAGCAUCCGCAAGGGCCUUGUGGCAGAGAGUCUGAGGGACCUGCUUGACAAGGUUCGUGCCACGAUGCUGAUGGUGGGCACCAUUUCACUUGUCCUGGAUGAGGAUGGCACCAGUGUGGAGACAGAGGAUUUCUUCCAGAUGCUGGAGGAGGGCACUGUGUUCAUGGUACUAGGCAGUGGGCAGACAUGGCGUGCAGCCAAGAUGGCAGGGUACCAGCUGUCUCUCUCCCGCAAGCCCCGCCGGAGGAUUGAUGUGGCUUGUGUGACUUUUGACCUAUACAAGACCAACCCCCAGGAUUUGGGCUGCUUGAACGUCAAGGCCACGCUCUAUGGCACAUACAGCAUGUCCUAUGACCUGCGGUGCUAUGGGGCAAAGAGGCUCAUGAAGGAAGCCCUGCGCUGGACUCUCUUCACCAUGCAGGCCACAGGCCAUGUGCUGCUCGGCACCUCCUGCUACAUGCACCAGCUGCUGGAUGCUACAGAGGAACAGAAGGAAGAAGAGGCCUCUCCUCUGAGGAGCCUUCAGCCCCUUCACUGCAGGAAGAUGCUUCAGUAAGGCCUCUGCCCUUGCGAGUGCCUGGACUCUGUGACAUCUCCCAUUGCCGCAUCUGCCCAGGAGCGUGAGGUGGAGAGUGGGAGCGUCAGCACUACUCUGGCUAGGAGGGCCCAGCUCCCCAGGGCAGGUUCCCUUGGGCUCUUGCAUUCCUUGUGCACUCAGCCUUCUGCCUAGGGCUGACAGCC
Messenger RNA from Chelonoidis abingdonii (Abingdon island giant tortoise), 905 nucleotides. The record is from RefSeq and is a predicted model, not a curated record. NCBI's taxonomy places the organism in Eukaryota, Metazoa, Chordata, Testudines, Testudinidae.